AUGACUCAACUCUUCUCUGCGUAUUCCAGCCGCACUUCGAUAACCUUGACGCCAGGAAAGCCUGCCGCUCUUGAAAGAGUGAUUGAGAUACUCCGAGAGCAUAAGAAUGGCGAUUGUUAUGCGUACGAGCGCGGAGGAGAAUGGUACCUAGGCAUCGGGACCCACUCAUCGCUCGCGAUCGACGCCACUGGGUGGACAGCGACUGUCUCAGCCGAAUAUAAGGGAGAAUCGCACCCAGUCGCCGGUUCAUUAGCUGGUAUCACAAGAUUUUUUGUGUCGAUGCAUACCGACGACACCCGCAAGGUCUUUGUGUAUGUCGGCUUUACCUAUGCUGCACAUGCACGCGGCAUACCAUACACUGCCGGUCGAUGGCCGCUCCUGAGUUUGAUGAUCCAGCGCGUCGAGGUUCCUUUCUCUCGAGACAAGGUAAUCUUGACCGGAUGCGACAACGUAGAAGUGAGAGGAUUAGCCGACUUGAUCAACGAUACCAACAGCUGCGACCAUACUCCCAUUGAAAGUAUUGACACACAGGAUAAUGCUGGAGAGUACACGGCUCGAGUCGAGAGAGCACUAGCGAAAAUCGUCGACGGCAAGUAUACGAAGGAUAGUGUUAUUGUUGAAGACCUGAUGUCAGUUCGGCCUCGAGGCAGUGUUCAGCACCUCGGGUCUACGGUGUCCGGCUGCCUCAAGCCGGAGAAGGAUCCGUGGGACACCUUGGAAGUCUUAUUUCCCUCUAUCACUGCAUCUGGUAUCCCAAAGCAGGCGGCUCUGGAGGGCAUUCAGCGCCUGGAAAAACGUCCUCGCGAGCUGUACUUCGGGGCCGUUCUGCUGAUCCACGGCAACAUGACCCUUGAAGCAGCACUCGUUCUGAGGACCGUGUUCCAGGAUCCGGUUCGCCAGUGGGUGCAGGUCGGUGCGGGAGUGAUCGCACAAUCGACACCGGUGCGAGAGCUCACUGAGACUGGAGAAAAAUUGGCGAGCAUAGCUCCGUUCGUCGUUUCAGAGACAGCGAAAUAA
This is a messenger RNA of Aspergillus homomorphus CBS 101889, 1017 nucleotides long. Its product is annotated as putative salicylate synthetase. The record is from RefSeq and is a predicted model, not a curated record. Gene Ontology annotation, biological process: L-tryptophan biosynthetic process. The transcript has 3 exons. NCBI's taxonomy places the organism in Eukaryota, Fungi, Ascomycota, Eurotiomycetes, Eurotiales, Aspergillaceae. Bases 1 to 1017 code for a protein of 338 amino acids.